Messenger RNA from Choloepus didactylus (southern two-toed sloth), 4488 nucleotides. It is a transcript of the gene MYBPC2, whose product is annotated as myosin binding protein C2. The transcript is spliced from 28 exons. Lineage: Eukaryota; Metazoa; Chordata; Mammalia; Pilosa; Megalonychidae. The record is from RefSeq and is a predicted model, not a curated record. Gene Ontology annotation, molecular function: protein binding.
GGAAGAAAAAGAGGAGGGACUCGUCUUCCCUCACCCCGGGUCCCUCGGGCUGCGUUACUACUGCCCGCCCCCUUCCUCUCCCUCUCACGCCCACCUCGCCCUCCUCCCACGGCACCUGGUCUCCAUGAGUCCCGCCCUCACCCAGUCCCCUCCCCCGACCCCCCCGCGUCCAGCCACCACCCCCAUUCAGAAAGCCACAGGACCCCUGCCGGGAAGGGCGCCAACGUCCGGGCAGCCCUCCAGGGCCUUCCCGGCCUCCGCCCACCCCCGUCCACGCGGGGACACCCUCCCUCCUCCUCCCCCGCGUCCGAUGCCCGCCGCUCCCGCUCCGGGAAAGGGCCCCCCGCGAGGUCCCAGGAGGGGCUUCGGACCCCGGGCCUUCGGGCCUGCCCACGCCCCAGGGCGGACCCCGGAGCCCAGAGCCCAGCGCCUCGGUCGCCGCUCCUCAGCCGCCCUGCCCUGGCUGGGGAACCAGACCCUCCCUCCCGGCUCUGGUUUCCGGAAAUCUCCUGACUCGCUGAUGCUAAGAAUGGCUUUCUAGACCCUGCCUUCCCACCACCGCAGGGCAGAGUUCCGGCUCCAGCCCUUACCCGCUUUAGACCCCCCAGCCCCUUCUUGCCCUCCUGCUUGGACCCGGCCGCCAGGCCCUCAUCCUUCUCCUUACUCAGUACCCAAGAAUUUGGACCCCAGCCUCUCCUCCCUAGGGACCUGGCAUUCAGCCACGUCUCUUUGUCCAGCUGUUAUUUCUCGCCCUUUAGAACAUGCAGGUGGAAUGUGGGGGGCCGAGGGCAGAUCCUCCCGGGGCCUCCUGGGAGUCUUGGGCCUCCUUAAAGGGCCUCCCCUGGGGACCAGCCCAUCCUCCCCAGGGCCUAGCGGGACUCAGCUGCCGGCCGAGGAGCGGGAGCCUUCCGCCGACAUGCCGGAGGCGAAACCAGCGGCCAAAAAGGCCCCCAAAGGCAAAGAUGCCCCCAAAGAACCUCCCAAGGAGGCCCCCUCUAAGGAGGCCCCUGCCGAGCCGCCCAAAGAAGCCCCACCUGAGGAGAAGACCCCCACGGUGGAGGAGCCUACUGGUGUUUUCCUCAAGAAGCCGGACUCUGCCUCUGUGGAGACUGGGAAAAGUGUGGUAAUCGUGGCCAAGGUGAAAGGGAAGGAGCUGCCAGACAAGCCAACCAUCAAGUGGUUCAAGGGGAAGUGGCUGGAGCUGGGCAGCCAGAGUGGGGCCCGCUUCUCCUUGAAGGAGUUGCACGACCCUGCCAGCAAUGUUUACACUGUGGAGCUGCAGAUUGAGAAGUUGGUCCUGGGCGACAGUGGGGAUUACCGCCUCGAAGUCAAAGCCAAGGACACCUGCGACAGCUGUGGCUUCCACAUCGACGUGGAGGCACCCCAGCAGGAUGUCUCUGGGCAGAGUCUGGAAAGCUUCAGGCGUGCAGGUGAAGUGAAGUCGGAAGACGCGGGUGAGCUGGAUUUCAGCGGCCUGUUGAAGAAGAGGAAGGUGGUCGAGGAGGAGAAGAAGAAAAAGAAAGAUGAUGACGACCUGGGCAUCCCUCCUGAGAUCUGGGAGCUCCUGAAAGGGGCAAAGAAGAGUGAGUACGAGAAGAUCGCCUUCCAGUACGGCAUCACUGACCUCCGUGGCAUGCUGAAGCGGCUCAAGAAGGCCAAGGUGGAGGUGAAGAAGAGUGCAGCCUUCACGAAGAAGCUGGAUCCAGCCUACCAAGUGGACAAAGGCAACAAAAUCAAGUUGGUGGUGGAGAUCAGUGACCCAGACCUUCCCCUCAAGUGGUUCAAGAAUGGCCAGGAGAUCAAACCAAGUAGCAAGUACGUGUUUGAGAAUGUUGGUAAGAAGCGAAUUCUCACCAUCAACAAGUGCACGUUGGCGGAUGAUGCUGCUUAUGAGGUGGCCAUCAAAGAUGAGAAGUGUUUCACUGAGCUCUUUGUCAAAGAACCUCCAGUUCUGAUUAUCAAAACCCUCGAGGACCAGCAGGUGUAUGUGGGUGACCAGGUGGAGAUGGUAGUGGAAGUGUCAGAAGAGGGGGCCCAAGUCAUGUGGAUGAAGGACGGGGUGGAGCUGGCCCGGGAGAAGUCCUACCAGGCAUCGUACAGCCUCAAGAAGGAUGGGAAGUGCCAUAUUCUUAUCUACUCCGAAGUGACCCAGGAGGACAGGGGUCGCUACCAGGUCAUCACCAGUGGCGGCCAGUGUGAGGCCGAGCUCAUUGUGGAAGAGAAGCCGCUGGAGGUCCUGCAGGGCAUCGCAGAUCUGACGGUGAAGGCCUCGGAACAGGCUGUGUUCAAGUGCGAGGUGUCUGACGAGAAGGUGACGGGCAAGUGGUACAAGAAUGGGGUCGAGGUGCGGCCGAGCAAGAGGAUCACCAUCUCCCACCAGGGGAGGUUCCACAAACUGGUGAUCAAUGACGUCCGCCCCGAAGAUGAGGGAGACUACAUGUUUGUGCCCGAUGGCUAUGCCCUGUCUCUGUAGGCCAAGCUCAACUUCCUGGAAAUUAAGGUGGAGUACGUACCCAAGCAAGAGCCACCAAAGAUCCACCUGGACUGCUCAGGGAAAACCUCCGAGAAUUCAGUUGUGGUUGUGGCUGGAAACAAGGUGCGACUGGACGUGUCCAUCACGGGGGAGCCCCCGCCCACCGCCACCUGGCUGAAGGAAGACGAGGUGUUUACGACCACAGAGGGCAGGACCCGCAUCGAGCAGCGGGCGGAGUCCAGCAACUUUGUGAUCGAGAGUGCCGAACGAGUGGAUGAGGGCCGCUACACCAUCAAAGUCACCAACCCUCUUGGCGAGGACGUGGCCUCCAUCUUCGUGCGGGUUGUGGAUGUCCCAGAUCCCCCAGAAGUUGUGCGGGUCACCUUAGUUGGAGAGGAUUGGGCCAUACUUGUCUGGGAGCCACCCAAGUAUGACGGGGGCCAACCAGUCACCGGGUACCUCCUGGAGCGGAAGAAGAAAGGCUCUCAGCGCUGGAUGAAGCUGAACUUCGACGUCUUCACAGAGACGACCUACGAGUCCACCAAGAUGAUCGAAGGCGUCCUCUACGAGAUGCGGGUCUUCGCCGUGAAUGCCAUCGGCGUUUCCCAGCCCAGCCUCAACACCAAGCCCUUCAUGCCUAUCGCCCCCACGAGUGAACCCCUGCACCUGACCGUGGAGCACGUGACUGACACCACCACCACACUCAAGUGGAGGCCUCCGAACAGCAUUGGGGCAGGCGGCAUCGACGGGUACCUGGUGGAGUACUGCCUGGAGGGCUCAGAGGACUGGAUCCCAGCCAACACCCAGCUGGUGGAGCGCUGCGGCUUCACCGUCAAGGAUCUGCCGACAGGAGCGAAGGUCCUCUUCCGGGUGGUGGGGGUCAACAUCGCGGGCCGCAGCGAGCCGGCCACCCUGGCCCAUCCCGUCACUGUCCGAGAGAUUAUGGAGCACCCCAAGAUCCGCCUCCCACGCCAUCUCCGCCAGACCUACAUCCGCAGGGUGGGCGAGCAGCUCAACCUCGUGAUCCCCUUCCAGGGGAAGCCGCGGCCCCAGGUGGUGUGGACCAAGGGCGGGGCCCCGCUGGACGCCUCCCGCGCGCACGUGCGCACCAGCGACUUCCACACGGUGCUGUUCGUGCGCCACGCGGAGCGCGCCGACUCCGGCGAGUACGAGCUGAGCGUGCAGAUCGAGAACACCAAGGACACCGCCAGCAUCCACAUCCGCGUCGUGGAAAAGGCAGGGCCCCCGGAGAACGUGAUGGUGAAGGAGGUGUGGGGCACCAACGCCCUGGUGGAGUGGCAGCCCCCCAGGGAUGACGGGAACAGCGAGGUCACCAGGUAUUUAGUCCAGAAAGCUGACAAGAAAACCAUGGAGUGGUUCAACGUCUUCGAACACAACCGCCCCACACGCUGCACGGUGCCCGACCUCAUCGUGGGCAACGAGUACUACUUCCGCAUCUUCAGCGAGAACAUCUGUGGGCUCUGCGACUCGCCGGGCAUCUCCAAGAACAUGGCCCGGAUCCUCAAGACAGGAAUCACCUUCAAACCACUUGACUACAAGGAGCAUGACUUCCAGUCACCUCCCAAGUUCCUGACGCCUCUAAUAGACAGGGCGGUCGUGGCUGGAUAUUCUGCUGCCCUCAACUGCGCUGUCAGAGGCCACCCAAAGCCCAAAGUGUUCUGGAUGAAGAACCAAGUGGAAAUCCGCGAAGAUCCCAGGUUCCUGAUAACCAACCACCAGGGGGUCCUGACGCUGAACAUCCGCCGCCCCUCACCCUUCGACGCCGGGACCUACUCGUGCCGGGCUGUCAACGAGCUGGGGGAGGUGCUGGCCGAGUGCCAGCUGGAGGUCCGAGUGCCGUAGUGGAACUCUGUCCUCCACGUGCCACGACGGUGCCGCUGAGUCUUCACCCAGUCCCUGACCUCCGGGACGGUGUUUUGUUCCCUGGAGCUCUCGCUGAGAACAUAAGAGCCUUGCUUCGGACUCUGGCGUCUGUCCUUGAAUCUGUGGUUCCA